GGGGGGCGCGUGGGGAUAUAAAAGCUGGAGGGCCAAGGGAGUCUGACCUCAAACACAUGCACGGAUAUACGUCUCCUCAGAGAAACACCGAAUUCAACUACGAACAAUUGGCCUAAUCCACAACCCACAGAGAAACGCGGACCCACCCACCUCCUAUCCCACGCGCUUGUCUUCUCCGUGAUAAACACACGCUCUCUAAGGUGCCCUUUUGGGCAAAUGAGAAAAAGCCUAUAGGGGUGGUGAUGGUGGUUAAUUCGGAUGUUUUAUCACUCGGUACUCAGUUGCGUGCUCUCGCUCUCUCUCUCUCUCUCUCUCUGACUCUGAUGAAAAUAUAUCGUGUCGCGUUUAUGUCGUUGUGCUUCUUCUGCGUGCAUUUCGAGUAAAGAAUCGAUACUGAUCCGUCUCAGAGAUAACACUCACAGAAUCUGUGUCUUGGAAUUUCAAUGCUUGGGUUUGGAUCGUUGAGGUGGUUGAAGAAAGCAAAGCAGAGCAAAAACAGAACCGGAGUGAAUUUUUUGCUUAAUUCACUGUUCCAACGCGCUGUCGAACUCGAAGCUAAUGAAUUUUGAGGCAAUUCUGGCAUCUGGGUUAGUCUUAGUUCAUUGUCUCCAGUGAUGGGCUGUGUCUACUCCAGGGUUUGUAUAGGAGAGGUUUGUAGUCCAAGAGAUGCGAGAAUAAAAGAUGCCCAGAAUGUGAGUAGGAACAAUGAGAUCCCAGUUUUCUCUCCGGCGUCUUCUAACGGUGAAAAUGGUGAAAAUAGAGGCCAACUGAAUCAGCUCAACUCAACCAGAGACUCUGAGGUAGGCAUCACAAGGCUUUCUAGGGUUUCAUCGCAGUUUCUACCACCAGAUGGAUCGAGAACCAUUAAAGUUCCGUCAGGGAACUAUGAAUUACGGUACUCGUAUUUGUCACAGAGAGGGUACUAUCCAGACGCUCUUGAUAAGGCUAACCAAGAUAGCUUUUGCAUCCACACCCCUUUCGGGACCAAACCAGAUGAUCAUUUUUUUGGUGUUUUUGAUGGGCACGGUGAAUUUGGAGCUCAGUGCUCGCAGUUUGUGAAGAGGAAAUUGUGUGAGAAUUUGCUUAGAAAUGGUAGGUUCCAGUUGGACGCCGUUGAGGCAUGCCAUGCCGCUUUCCUGGCAACGAAUUCUCAGUUGCAUGCAGAUACUUUGGAUGAUAGCAUGAGUGGGACUACUGCAAUUACUGUAUUGGUCCGGGGUCGGACUAUAUAUGUUGCGAAUUCAGGUGAUUCGAGGGCGGUUAUAGCAGAGAGGAGAGGGAAAGAUAUCAUGGCCGUUGACCUUUCAAUUGAUCAAACUCCAUUUCGGGCGGAUGAGCUCGAAAGGGUUAAGCUCUGUGGUGCAAGGGUACUUACAUUGGAUCAGAUUGAAGGACUGAAGAAUCCGGAUGUGCAGUGUUGGGGUACUGAGGAAGGUGAUGAUGGUGAUCCACCCAGGCUGUGGGUACCAAAUGGGAUGUAUCCUGGUACUGCUUUUACAAGAAGUAUUGGUGAUUCAAUUGCUGAGUCAAUUGGGGUUGUUGCCACACCUGAAAUUGUAGUUUUGGAGCUCACACCAAAUAAUCCUUUCUUUGUGAUUGCCAGUGAUGGAGUAUUUGAGUUUCUUUCUAGCCAAACCGUCGUUGACAUGGUUGCAAAAUUCAAGGAUCCUCGUGAUGCUUGUGCUGCUAUUGUAGCUGAAUCGUAUCGACUUUGGCUACAGUAUGAAACACGUACUGAUGAUAUUACAGUAAUUGUAGUGCAUGUUGAUGGUCUAACUCAUACUGCUGCUGGUGAAUCGGCGAGCCCUGCUGCUGUCUUACGUCCUCCUGUUCCCCAGGUUGUAGAGGUUACAGGAUCAGAAUCUCCAUCAACUGUUAACUGGAAUUCUAGGAACCAUCGGGUAAGGCAUGAUUUAUCAAAGGCACGUCUCAGAGCAAUUGAAAGUUCUCUAGAGAACGGGCAAAUCUGGGUUCCUCCAUCUCCAGCCCACAGGAAGACAUGGGAAGAAGAAGCACACAUUGAGCGAGCAUUGCAUGAUCAUUUUCUCUUCAGAAAACUUACUGAUUCUCAGUGUCAUGUUUUAUUGGAUUGCAUGCAAAGAGUUGAGGUCCAGCCUGGGGAUGUUGUAGUUAAACAGGGUGGUGAAGGUGACUGCUUUUAUGUUGUUGGAAGUGGAGAAUUUGAGGUCUUUGCAACUCAGGAAGAAAAGAAUGGAGAAGUUCCUAGGGUCCUGCAGUGCUACACAGCUGAAAAGCUAUCUUCCUUUGGAGAACUGGCAUUAAUGUAUAACAAACCAUUACAGGCCUCUGUCCGUGCUGUGACAAGUGGAACACUCUGGGCCUUGAGAAGAGAAGAUUUUCGUGGAAUUCUCAUGUCUGAAUUUUCCAAUUUGUCAUCUCUGAAGUUGCUUCGAUCAGUGGAUCUGCUAUCAAGGUUGACAAUCUUACAACUGAGUCACAUUGCAGAAUCUCUAUCUGAAAUUUCAUUUUCAGAUGGGCAGACAAUAGCCAACAGGAAUGAGGGCCUUCUUUCAUUGUAUAUUAUCCAGAAGGGACAAGUGAGGAUUACUUUUGAUGCAGAGUUGAUAAGUAAUCCAAAUGUCUGCAGUCUCAAGUCUGACAAUCAAAAAGAAGGGGAAAAUCUGCAGAGCGGUCAGGAGCUCUCUGUGGAGAAAAAAGAGGGAAGCUAUUUUGGUGAAUGGGCACUUCUUGGUGAACAUAUUGAUUCCUUAAGUGUAGUUGCUGUGGGUGAUGUCGUUUGUGCUGUUUUGACAAAGGAAAAGUUUGAUUCAGUUGUUGGCCCUUUUACCAAGCUUUCUCAGGAUGAUCAAAAGUCAAGGGACUACUCUUCUGAUUUUUCCAAGGAAAAAGCUAAAAACAUGGAUAUUUCCACUCUUAUCAAAGUUCAGCUCUCUGAUUUGGAGUGGAAACAUUGUUUGUAUUAUACUGACUGCUGUGAGGUUGGACUUGUACUUGUAAGAGACUCAGAAAAUUUGCUGAGUUUGAAAAGGUUUUCAAAGCAGAAGGUCAAAAGGUUGGGAAAGGAGUCACAGGUCUUAAAAGAGAAGAAUCUUAUGAAGAGUAUCAGCCAUUCAGCACAUGUGCCACAGAUUCUUUGCACCUGUAUGGAUCGGACAUAUGCUGGCAUAUUGCUUAAUGCAUGCAUUGUGUGUCCAUUAUCCACAAUACUUUAUGCUCCACUGGAUGAAUCAUCUGUGCGGUUUUGUGUGGCCUCUGUUGUUACAGUCUUGGAAGAUUUACACAAGAAUGGUAUUCUCUACAGAGGCAUAUCUCAUGAUGUUUUAAUGUUGGACCAAACAGGACAUAUACAGCUAGUAGACUUUAGAUUUGGGAAGAAUUUAUCUGGUGAGAGGACGUUUACAAUUUGUGGAAUGGCAGACUAUUUAGCUCCAGAGAUUGUACAGGGAAAAGGCCAUGGGCUUGCAGCUGAUUGGUGGGCAUUGGGAGUUUUGGUCUAUUUCAUGCUACGAGGUGAAAUGCCAUUUGGUUCAUGGAGAGAGAGUGAGCUUGACACAUUUGCAAAGAUAGCAAAGGGACAACUAAACCUUCCACAAACAUUCAGUCCUGAAGUUGUUGAUCUCAUCACUAAGUUACUCGAUGUUGACGAACGCACCAGACUAGGAAACCAGGGCUCUGAUUCUGUCAAAAGUCACCCUUGGUUUGACGGUGUUGAUUGGAAAGGGAUCAGAGAUUGUAGUUCUCCUGUUCCUCAUGAGAUCACCUCUCGUAUUACUCAACAUUUGGACAGCCGCACUGAGGACUCUAUUUUGUCUCGAGUUUCUGUGUUUCAAGACAUAGAAGAGCCUGAAAUUCCUGAAUGGCUUGAUGACUGGUAGAUGAAUUACAGAUAUGGAGUUUCACUUUCAUAGACACUCUUAAGUGGGUGGGGUAAUUACUCUGCUAUGAGAUUGACUCCUGGCCGCCUUUUCUGAACUAUGAGAACCUAAAGAAAGGUGUACAAGAUUAUGGAGAAAAUGCAAAGAAGCUGUGGCCCUGAUAUUGCUUUUGGUCCCACUAUAUUCUUAUAUGGUUACAUAAUAACAUUAGAAGAAUAUCUCUUCUGGGGUCAUUGGCCGCUGCUAAUUAGUUGGUUUAUCUUAGCUGAAUAUUUAUAUGGGGAAGUCAGUUAUUAGAUUGAUUUAUUUCUUUAUUUUUUGUGAAUCUUUUAGGUUUGUAAAUACAUAAUUAUGUAUAAAUGUGUAUGAGGGCUCAUUAUUCGUAAGACGAAAUUUUGCUUUCCACGCAACUUGUUUGUAAAAGCAGCUGGUAUUAAAUAUGAUUGACUCAGCCAAGUGGCUUCUUUAUCA
Ziziphus jujuba (common jujube) is the source of this 4328-nucleotide messenger RNA. RefSeq names its product protein phosphatase 2C and cyclic nucleotide-binding/kinase domain-containing protein. Bases 615 to 3857 code for a protein of 1080 amino acids. Gene Ontology annotation, biological process: protein phosphorylation. The transcript is spliced from 16 exons. Gene Ontology annotation, molecular function: cation binding; ATP binding; protein kinase activity. The record is from RefSeq and is a predicted model, not a curated record. NCBI's taxonomy places the organism in Eukaryota, Viridiplantae, Streptophyta, Magnoliopsida, Rosales, Rhamnaceae.